CAGGGAACAUACAACCUGAUGUAUCACGUGACUAAUGGGCCUCGGCCAAGUCUUCUGCACAUUGUCUUGGCUCCUCGGCGAGACCUGGCAAACGCGCGACCUAUCGAGUUCUCCGCGACCAUGGCUGGGUUUUCGGUCCUCUGCAAUGGCAUUCUCUGGAUAGCUUGCGUCUCGAACGUGAUCACAGCCCGGCAGAGUGGAACAGGGCGUCAACGGCAGGUGGGCAACUGGUAAUUCGCUGCAAGUCACCCAGUCACCUGAACACGUUUCUCGGCCUUCGCAGACCGGUGGAGAACAUGGUUCUUGACUUUCUGGGUCCAGCCGGCUCUCUGGGAAGGGGGCCCGAAUGGGGGGAUGGAGACGAUAUACGACGCUUAAAAAGAGCUCGGCCCGAAUGGGGAAACGGUACGAGGGACGAAAAUAAAAUGGACAACGGAAGGACGGAGCGGAGAGGAAGAAAGCCACCGAUAAGCAUCUAAAAGAGAAGAUCAUCAAGGGCAAAAGGGACUGAAAAGAAUGAAGCUCAGACGCUGAGACAAUUAUCUCAUCCGAACGCCCAUCUCCUGGCGCGGAGUUUGGUUCCUUAUGACCUCAGCGGCCGUCAUGGCCUCACUCUGGACGAUGUUCGCCCAGCAUUCUUGGAUCAAUUGGCUGGCAUACGGGCCCCUGACUAGAACCAUCCAGUCAGCAGCAUGGGCUGCAGGUUUCUUGCGAACCUACUCCAGUUCAUCGACUAUUCUUUCUGUCUGUGCAGAGCUAGCCUCUCCCGCCUAAUGCAUGCUCGUAUUGCCUUUCAUAUUGCGCUGCGUCCGUGACUACACACUAUAUUAUUAUAUGAUUAUUAUAACACGCUGGAGGUGAAAAUCUGGGAGUGGCCCUCUGUUUUAUUGAUCUUUUGAGUUUUGGGGGAUAUCUGUUUCUAUUUUUUCCCCCGUCACGUAUAAAUUUUACUUUCCCCCCUCUCCUGUUGGGAUAACUUAUUAUUGGAGUUGGUUCCGAGGACAUAUGUAAGGCCUGCAUACAUAUCUGUGUCGGUUCUGACUGUUUGGAUUUAACUGUUCUUCGUCUUCUAUCUCGGUCGUCACUUCUCUGGUAUCGUUUCAUCCACGACACUGCCAACUCGACAGGAGUUGUACAUCUGCUUUUCUGGGCGUCUGCUCUUUGCACGCCCUUCUCAUAUUUCCUAGAUUCACUUUGCUGCACCGUUCCCAUGUCUCAGCAUGGAAGACUCGACGCAAUAUCGCCAUAUCGUGCCAGGGCCCUCUCCGACAUCUGAGGGUAGUCCACCUCGAGACACCGCGGUGGCCUCAUCCAGCCAGUGGAAGAAAAGGGUUUCAACGGCUUGUUUGGCCUGUAAGAAGUCGAAACGGAAGUGCUCCGGUGUACCACCAUGUGAUAACUGUCGUGCUUUCAAUCGUGUCUGUAUCUUCGACGAAUCCCUUGAUCAACGGCGUCGCGUUGCCGCGAAACGAACCGUCGACGAGCUUAACUACCAUCGGAAUCUGCUCAAUGAUUUAUUCAAAGUAAUCCGCUCUGCGGAUGAGUCGCAAGCACUUCGACUCCUUGAUCUCAUCCGUAGCGAGGCUUCCUCCGAGCAGAUCAGAUCGUAUAUCGACGACACGUUAACGGCCAUGGAGGGUACCGACAAAGGCACGCGCGACGCCGUCGACAAACUCCAGGAUAUCCGACAGCGGAUUAGUAUCGAAGGCGUGAACCCUUCGUUCCGGAGGAAAGUUAUGGAUGUUCAUUACCUAUGCGAUGACGCCCCCUUCAAGGUCCCGGCGAGACCCUGGACCAGUGUCACCGAGGACGAUGAUCUCGUGUCGCAUUUAGUGUCUCUAUAUUUCACCUGGGACUACCCUUUCUAUUCAUUUUUAGACUGUGAUGUUUUCAUCAAGCAUAUGGCAGCAGGAAAAUUGGGCUCGGAGUUUUGCAAUCCAUUUCUUGUGAAUGCUAUUCUUGCAAAUGCAUGUCAUUUUUCGGAAUUCUCAGAAGCAUACGUCGUUCCCGGAGAUAUUAUGACCAAAGGCGUCGACUUCCUCGCCGAGGCCGAGAGGCUACGAGAUGCCGAAGAAGGUGGAGCUGUCAGCUUGGCCACUUUGCAAGGGACACUUCUUUUAUAUGAGAGGUACUCCAUGUCUGAGAAUGACGACCUUGGCUAUACCAUGCUCCAUCGUGCAAUUAAGAUAGGCGAGUCGCUGGGGCUUGUCGGCGAUCAGUCGUCUCCGCUCAAUCCUAAGGAUAUGCCUAAGGACAGGGCCGUUUCUCUGCAACGGACAGCUUGGGGGUUAUUCCAGAUCGAUACGUUGGUCCAUACAGGUUUCCGGCGGCCAAGUCUUGUCAGUCGUGUCAAUGUUAGUCGACUAGAUAGGGACACGUUUACGCAAGACGAGCUCUGGGUACCAUAUCCUAGUCACCGUGCAGCCAGACCGGCGUAUAUCAGUCAGUAUUUCGACGAGUCGUGCACGCUCUGUGACCUGGCAAGGGAGGUGUCUCGAACCUUUUUCGCAGGCAAUCCAGCCAUGAUGGGCCCCGGAUUCCGUCGGCGUGAGACGAGAGAGGAUCUGUACGAACAACUGAAGGAUUGGCAUGAUCGAUUACCAGACAUCUUCGAUCCCAGUCGAAAACCACCGCCGCAUAUUAUUCUUCUUAGAAUGCACUACCAUACUAUAGUGAUCAACCUUUGGAGCUCAUCUACCGUCGAAGAUGACGAAACCCCAACGGCCGGCCCCUCCGCAGGACCCCAAACACCCGAAAGCGAAUCCUCCACAGGGAAAUACAAUCCGUCCGAAGUCACUCUAGCCUCAGCCCGGGCAAUAUCACGGCUAACUCGCCUCCACCGACGCGAGUUUGGGAUGAGCCGAGCACACCACUUCGCGCUAUACGCCAUCAACCUCGCCCUAUUUGCGAUGCUUGAAGACUCCUCCUUCGACGUCCUCGACCAUGACUUCCUCUCCCUCUCCAGCGCAUUCAGCAUUGUCGGCUCCCGCUCCCCACUCGGAAGAAAUCUGUUUCAUAUUUUCCGACAGUCCGUCCGCGCCAAACACCAGGGCCACCGCGUGCGCUCGUCGAGCACCGUCCCCGAGGACCUGCGCGAACUGUUCGACGAGGAGGCCUCCACGCGGACCCGAUGGGACGAGUAUGCGGAGGGACUGCAGAAGCUCGACUCUGAUGAACGGUAUCGUGGGAGGAUGACGGAUGGUGAGCAGGGUCGUACGCGAAGUCCGCGGAAUUUUCCAGGGCUGAGUCUGUUUGAUAUGUUGGAUCGAUAUGAGAGUUUGAGUUUGGGGAAAGAUGAGAUGUUGCUUGAGCGGGCUAAGAUGGAUACUGGGUAAAAACUACAAUAGGAGUACGGGCAGGUAUUUGGGAAUUAUUAUUGUAUAUAUUAUAGACAGAGUAUAUUUAUUAAGUAUGAAUAUCAUUCAACCUG
Molecule: messenger RNA, 3430 nt
Organism: Monascus purpureus
Lineage: Eukaryota; Fungi; Ascomycota; Eurotiomycetes; Eurotiales; Aspergillaceae
Source: the annotation of a GenBank genome assembly